Messenger RNA from Rattus rattus (black rat), 3077 nucleotides. It is a transcript of the gene Aspdh, whose product is annotated as aspartate dehydrogenase domain containing. Gene Ontology annotation, molecular function: NADP binding; L-aspartate dehydrogenase [NAD(P)+] activity. NCBI's taxonomy places the organism in Eukaryota, Metazoa, Chordata, Mammalia, Rodentia, Muridae. The record is from RefSeq and is a predicted model, not a curated record. The coding region runs from base 2148 to 3011 and encodes 287 amino acids. The transcript has 7 exons. Gene Ontology annotation, biological process: NAD+ biosynthetic process.
AAGAGAAACAGAGCACAAAGCCCCUGCGGGUGGGACAAGGAGAGGAUGGGCAGCCAGCGAAGCUGUCCUCCCAGGAGGGGAUCGUGAAUACUCCAAAGCUCUGGGACUGUCCAUCCCAGAGUCCAGAGGGGAACAGGCUCACUCAGCACACAGCAGCAGGUCCCAGCUCCCCAGGAAUGUACUGGGGGCACAGUAGCUGCCCUUCUAUGUGUCUCCAUCCCCAUCUCUGGCUGUCAUUCCUUUCUGACUCUGGUGCCUCCCCCAUCACACGCACAGCACACAACCCAAGCUGGAAGGGACCUGGGACUGCAAAGCUCCAGGGUAUGGUGGAACAACAGAACUGUGCCAUAUUAGGGUUCUGAGUGCUCUAAGUCCAAGACCACAUGCUAGCAGGGCUGGGCUCCCUCUGAAGCUUGGGCAGGAAAGUUACACCCCAGCUUCUCCUGGUGCCCCAUGCAUGCUUCCCCAGAAAAGGGAUGGCAUCACGUUGGUCAGCAGCAGAACCUCUCCUAACCAGACCAUCUGCAGGCAUGGCUGUCCAGGAAGGCCACCAGUGACAGUCUGAAGGUCAGGGCAGUCACAGAACUUUCCGGGAGAAACUAUUGAGCAAGUGGUUGUGUCCCCACAAGAGUCCCCUCCAUUUCACACACAUCCCUGGCUACUCGGGAGACAAAGUUUGUACAAGGGAGGUACAGAGAAUAAACAGGUCUGGACCACAUGAGGAACACUAUAAGCAGACCAGGGUACAUGGAGGGCAGAGUCACCUACAGGUCUGCAAUUACAAAGGAGAAAAAUGUACAGCCAGGCCAGGACCAGUGCUAGAGUGGGGACAUUAGUGACAUCUUAGAGUGGCCCAUGUGUCCAAGGUUUAACCUCCAGAAAGCUAAAGUUGCCUGGGAGGUCUUAGAAGGCCUAGGGAGACAGAGAGAUAGCCAGAGUCAGGAACAGAGCACAUGGACUCUUGGGCUGGCCUAAUGCAGCCUGCCUGUCAUCCACACAGACCUAGACCCUUUGUGGACACAGAAGGAAGGCCCCAGGGUGCACACCUCUACCAGAGAUGGGCGAGCAGAGCCUCCCUUCCAACUCCUUGCACAUUGUGUUCCUGCCCUUUUCCCUAUCCCCACCUCUUCCUGACGUUUCUAACUGCCCCCAACCCUGCAUCUUCUCUCUCCCUCCCCAGUGCAAGGUGGAUUCUUUAUCUGUGACAAUUGUCAGGCUCUGGCCCUGUCUCCUUCCCCAUCCGGCUCCUCUCUGUUGAUGGAGUCUGGGACAGAGCUGUUGCGCAUGCACUUUAGGCUCUCCAUCUUUUCUGCUUUCUCUGCAACCAUCUCGGCUAGGAUCCUGGUUACCAUGGCAACACUGCGGCUGUACCAGGUGGCAAUGGGGGCAGGGAGCUGGCCUGCUGCAGCCUGCCAUGUCCCAUGCCAGGCCUGCCAGCCAGUGGCUGGGCUCAUCCUAGGGACACUUAGCGACUCCCCCACCCACGCAGGUCCCUUCCUCAUGGAUGGGAUAGGAGGCAGGAGAGGGGGCAGGGGACCAGGAUACAGAGAGGAGAUUGUGGCCUCAAGGUGGGAUGAAUGGUGAACAGUUAAGGUGAGCUCAAGGGCAAUUAGACAUUGGAGGGAGGGAGGGGACUCCAGCCAAGACUGAGGGGCAUGGAGGACUGGGAAAGACAGGACACGGGUGGAACAUGCAGGAACACAUACAUUCCAGCCAGACCUUUCUACUUAGACUUUAGAGGAGAAAGGAAAGAUAAGAGGUCUGUAAGGGGCCUGGUGGAAGAUCUAAGUUCCUGUCCCCAGUUCUUCCCCUAUCCCAAGCAAAAUGCAGUCUCCAUGACAACCUGCCACUGGCCAGCCUGAGGAAGGGGGAUUGCAAAGGGAACUUUCUACCUCGGCAGGCAUGGGAGAGUGUGGGCUCUACAGGAGGCAGUGGGGUAGUGAGCACACAGGGCCACACAAGGCCUAGCUUCCAAGCCACCAUGCCAGCCAGCACAGGAGGGCAAAGGGCUCAAAAAGGACACACAUCCCCAUUCUGCUCCCUCCUCAGUGGACAGAGUCAGGGUCAAAGUCCAAAGAUCAUUCACUGCUCAGGCCUGGUAAAGGGGCCAGCAAGCACAGCAGAUCCCCCACAGCAGGAUAAAGGCCAUGGACGCCAGUAUGGUCCCUCGAGUUCCUCACAAGGUGGGGGUGGUGGGCUACGGCCGCCUCGGACAGUCCCUUGUGUCCCGCCUUCUGGCUCAGGGAUCAGAACUGGGCCUAGAACUUGUUUUUGUGUGGAACCGUGACCCUGGACGAAUGGCAGGGAGUGUGCCCCCUGCCCUGCAGCUCGAAGACCUCACUACCCUUGAGGAAAGGCACCCCGACCUUGUGGUAGAAGUGGCCCAUCCAAAAAUAAUCCAUGAAUCUGGGGUACAAAUCCUCCGUCAUGCAAACCUUCUGGUGGGAUCCCCCUCAGCUCUGGCUGACCAGACCACAGAGCGGCAGCUCCUGGAGGCUUCAAACCACUGGGGCCACACGGUGUUUGUGGCCCGAGGGGCCCUGUGGGGUUGUGAAGACAUCAGCAGAUUGGAUGCAGCCGGAGGCCUCCAGAGCCUUCGAGUCACCAUGGCCACACAUCCUGAUGGCUUCCGGCUGGAGGGACCCCUGGCUGCCGCACACAGUAGUGGGCCCCGCACAGUGCUCUAUGAGGGCCCUGUGCGUGGGCUCUGCCCCUUGGCCCCCCGAAACUCUAACACCAUGGCAGCCGCUGCCCUGGCCGCUCCCAGUCUAGGCUUUGAUCGUGUCAUUGGGGUGCUUGUGGCUGACCUUAGCCUCACCGACAUGCAUGUGGUGGAUGUGGAGCUGACAGGCCCCCCAGGGCCCACAGGCUGCAGCUUUGCCGUGCACACCCACAGAGAGAACCCAGCCCAGCCUGGCGCUGUCACUGGCUCCGCUACUGUUACAGCCUUCUGGCACAGCUUACUGGGCUGCUGUCAGCUUCCCUCCAGACCUGGGAUCCGCCUCUGCUGAGUUUCCUCCCCUACCCUUGCUGUCACCUUGACUACUAUGGGUCCCAGUAAACAUCAGAAUUCUGCC